UUCUCGAAAUGGCGCGUGUACUGUUCGCGUCUUCUUUUACUGUAGCAAAUGACUACAGCUAGGCAACUCAAUCUAAACCCUUAAGACAAAAUCCGUGUCUGAAUCUCAAACCACACACUCAUCUCGAAGCAAGCAAAGCUCUCCACUACUCGAUUAAGAAGAAGCCGCCUUAGAGAAACGAAGUACUCUGAACUUUAACUUCUCCUUACAGCCCAACUACUCUCGAAUUGAAGACCAUGUCGGAGAAAACAACUUCCUCUUUUAUUAUGAAUGAUUUGAGCCCCUACAGUCCUAUAGACAGUGUCGACACAACAACUUAUGACUGGAAACUGAGAGUAAGAGUGCAAUCAUUCUGGAAGAGCCUGAGCAGAGAGAAACAGGAAUUUUGGGGAGUUAACAUGCUACUAAUUGAUGACUCGAAUGGUAGAGUUCAUGCUUUUGCCAAUUCCAAAUACUGUGGUGACUUGCUGAAGGAGAUAAAAGAAGGAGAAAUUUAUGUUAUCUCCAAUUUUAAAGUAAAAGAUUAUUUGGGAGAUGAGAAAUACAGAGCUGUACGCAGCAAAAAACAUAUUUUUUUCACUCCUCACACACUCUUCAAGAAAGCCACAGAUGUUGGACUACCAAUUGAGUUGUAUGCUUUUGACUUAUUCCAUUAUGAUGCAAUUGAAAAGCUUGCAGACGACAAUCGGUUUUUAAUUGAUAUGGCUGGCAAGGUGAUAAAUGUGCAAGACCUAAUCAAAAUCAAAAAAAAUGAUGAAGAAAAAACUCUCUUCAAGUUUCAAAUCUCCAAUGGAAGCUCUACUGUGCACGUCACCUUUUUUGAUCAGUUUGGAGAAUUAGCGGAGAAGGAUUUUGGCAACGCGGACCGCAGGAAUCUUUAUGUUAUAAUAUCCUGUGCGAAAGUUGGUCGCUAUGAAGGUCUGCCACAUUUGUCAAACUACCCUGCCACAAGAGUUUAUAUCAAUCCUAAACACUAUUGCAUAAAUGAGUUGAAAAGAAGUAUUUCUGAGAAAAAAAAUGAACCUGUUGUGGUUGAGAUGGUUGAGAUACCAGAGGAGGAGGAGGUCGUUGUUGAAAUGCCAAGGAAAAUAUUCAAAGUUAAGGAUAUAAAAUCCUUACCUAAAGAUUUCGGAGAGGAUAGCAUCUUUUGUGAAGUCACGGUCAAAAGGAUUACUGAUAACAAAAAUUGGUACUUCAGGAAGUGUACAGGCUGUGAUUUAGAACUGGAACUUGAGCAUGGAAAAUUCAUAUGUUCACGUCCUAAUGGUUGUGGUCGAAUAAUCCCAUACCCAGAUAAGAGGUUCCGGUUGUGCACUCUAUGCUCAGACGAAAGUGGUUCGGUUGCAAUUAUCUUCCUAGAUCACGAGAUUACAAAACUGAUUGAUAAAACAGUGAUUGACCUACAUGCUGAUUGUAGUGAUGAAGCCGAGGAGGAAAAAUUUCCAGAAAUUCUGAACAUGUUCCUCAAGCAGAAAUAUACCAUCAACCUUUCUGUCAACCUGGAAAAUGUUGAAAAAGGUUCGACUGUUUUCCAUGCAAAGGAAAUUCUGCAGGCACAGGAAAAAGGGGACAGCUUUGAUCCGAAUAGUGCAACUGUGGUUGAAAUCGGAGAUAUUUCCUUGGUCAAUGAAUCUGGGACGGAGCAAAAUGCAAAUGAAACUCCAAACACUGAGAAGUCAACCAACAUGAAAACGAGACCACGAAAUAUUUCCGAAUCUUUGUCUUUCAAUCCUACUGAUGCAUCCGUUUCUCCUCUGGUGAAGAAAAUUAAAGUGGAGAAGAUUUCUAAAUGAGAAUCUCGGUCAUCAAUGUUGCCAUCCAACAAGUUCAAUGGUGGUCAUCAUCUUUUGUGUUUAUUUCAGUUCAGCUCAUGUACUAGAACAAACUAAUUUGGUCACUAUCUGUACUUUUUAUUUUCAACUAUUAAGGUCUGUAAUAUUGUGAACAUAUUUUUGUUGCUGUCACAACUACAUGGUUAUGUUUGAACUAUAUGGUUCUAUUGGCACUACUGUUCAGUUUGUCACAUAAAUGCAUAUUCUGUUAGGUGUAAAAAUUUAAUU
Messenger RNA from Daucus carota subsp. sativus, 2060 nucleotides. RefSeq lists its product as uncharacterized. The transcript has 12 exons. Lineage: Eukaryota; Viridiplantae; Streptophyta; Magnoliopsida; Apiales; Apiaceae. The record is from RefSeq and is a predicted model, not a curated record. The coding region runs from base 237 to 1793 and encodes 518 amino acids.